Molecule: messenger RNA, 943 nt
Organism: Cotesia glomerata
Lineage: Eukaryota; Metazoa; Arthropoda; Insecta; Hymenoptera; Braconidae
Product: dentin sialophosphoprotein-like
Exons: 10
Coding region: 82-870 (262 amino acids)
Source: RefSeq, a predicted model, not a curated record
GUAUCAGUUCACUUACUUUACAAUUAGAACUCGUCAGCAAGUGUCUCUAAAGGAAAUUGCAGACCCACAAUCAUUUGCAAAAUGACUAAAUUUUCAAUGUAUAUUAUUUUGCUGAUUUUACAUUUUGCAACGGUUUAUUCAAAGCCGUUUGAAAGCUCAGAGCCUUUCAUAUCUGUAUCGAAAAACCAACUGGAGACGUCAAAUCCAGUUUCGUUCAUAGCUCUAAAGGAUCAAUCAACUUCUGAUUCACCUGACGGUUCCACAACUGACUCUCCGAGCUCAACGCAGGAACAAGAUGAUUCCACUGAGACAAAUAAUUCAUCGACUGAAUCGUCGGAUUCAACACCUGAUUCGAGUUCCACUGAUAAUUCUUCGCCUGCAGUGCAAGACUCAACUUCCGAUUCAACGACACCUGAUAGUUCAAAUCCAACAUCAGAUUCAUCAGACUCAACAGUUGAUUCAGCUGCGUCAAACAAUUCCACAAAUACAGCGGUAGAUCAAAAGAACUCAAAUACAACAGACAGAUCAAGUUCAACGUCUGAAACUCCAACGGCUGUAGCAGUGAAACCUUCCUUAUGGUCAAUCAUAAGUAAAUCUUUGAGUUCUCUUCUCCAAGGCCUUAUGUGGGUAGUAAAACUGAUACUCACACCAAUAGUAUGGUUGCUAGUUGCAAUAAUUAAACUUGUACAGUCAUUGCUGAACACGAUACUGAAGACUCUCAAUUCGGUUUUGUCAAAACUUCUCGGUGCAUUGGGUCUCGGGAGCGUUGCCAAAUUAUUAGCGGACUUGUUAAAUUCAAUUCAGAACGUUCUUGACGCCACGCUUAAUACAGUCAAUAACAUUUUGUUAUCACUUUCGUUAAUAAAAUAAUUCGAUCUGUAUUGAUUAAAUGUUUAUAAGAACAUUAAAUUGUUCUGUUAAUAAAACUUACUUGCCAAAAUUA